Messenger RNA from Procambarus clarkii (red swamp crayfish), 9952 nucleotides. RefSeq lists its product as uncharacterized. The record is from RefSeq and is a predicted model, not a curated record. Lineage: Eukaryota; Metazoa; Arthropoda; Malacostraca; Decapoda; Cambaridae.
UGAAGCAUACAAAAAUAGGAGGGUCAUUACUGAUGAAAGAUUUACCAGAAUAUUGUGUGUGGAAUACAGCCCUAUAUUCCACACUGGAAUUGCAAUCGUCACGUUAUACUUCAGUGAUUCCUUCUGUAUUGCAGAUAACAAGUAAUGUAAACCAGAAUUCGAAAGAUCGUGAAGAGUCAUCAGCACCACAGAAGACUGAUGCAGUGACAUCACCGUUCACAAGAGUCAGAGACAAAGAGAAUCUGUCUCGAGAUUCUGUACUUGAGGCAUUCUGUUCAAAGGCAAACAUUAAAAAGCAAACGUCCAAAAACAAAGCUUUGAAGAAAAACCUUAACUUCAUAGUGAAAAAUAGUAAAACCUUAGCAAAUAAAAGACUGAAAGUCCAUAAAUUUGAUGUGCCACAUGUAAAAUUGACCUUUCACGGUAAAAAGAGUUCUUCCGAAAUGAGUGAUUUGUCUUGUUCCCAAAAACUUAUUCACACAGAAAGUAGCAAAAGGAAAAGAUAUAUUAAUGCAUUAUCUUGCAGUAAGUAUGGAGACCGCAUUGAAACUCCAAAGAGGAUAGUGGGCAUUGAAACACAAGUUCCUAAGAGAUUAAGAUUAUCUCCCGAAAAUGAAGUGAAGAUGAAGAUGACAGGAGGCAGUGACACCUCACAAAGCCCCAAUAAACUAAGAUUGUCUUCCGAUACUGAAUUUGAAAUGUCGUGUAAUUCCUCAACCCCACAAAUGACAACUGAAGUGCAUGGAGAUGUCGGAUGCAACGUGCAGAAGUGGCCUUUCGAGAAUAUGAUGGAAAUAUCGGGGAGCAAUAGGGAAGAUAGAGAGACUGCAAAGGCAAAUGAAGCAAACACAAAGGUUGAAUAUGGGACUGUUAAAGUGGGCAUAAAGGCUAAGGAUGUACCAGAAGACUGUACACAUAAUGAAACGAGUCCAAAUAAAAGAGAAAAUGUCGAAGACAAAGAAUCUUGUAAGGCAGGUGUCAGCCCAAGUAAGGUUGAGUGUAGAUUACUUAAAAAAGGAAGAUACAAUGAGAAAAGCAUGAAAGCAUCCCAGCAAAAUGAGUGUAGAAUGGAAGGCAAAUCUGCAGACAAUGAUAGUGUUAACAAUGAGGGCAAAAAUGUAGGCCAAAAAAAUAAUGAGAGAAGUGAGAUAAAUGAUGAUAAUCCUCCUAAAAUGUGCAAAGAUAAUAUAUUGGAAUCAUUAACCUAUGGUAUUUGUAGCAAAAACAGUAAGGAGUAUGAGGGAGAAAACAGUCAAGACGGCUUGCAUUCUGUCAUUAGUAAACUCACUCCAGAAGGUGAGUCUUGUGAAGGCAUCGGUGAAAAUAAUGUAGAUUACACACAGAGUCAUAACAAAAAGAAUGUAAUGCAAAGUAAUUCUCUGAAUGCUCAUGUGAGGGAAAGUGAGAAUUGCAAUAAUAGUUUGUAUUUUGUAAAUGAAACAAUCAAAACUAAUGUAGAAUUUUGUGGUAACGCUGAAUUAACUCAGAAUACAAAUAGCUUCAAAUCUGCAACGAGUAACGUUACAAAGAAUGUCAAUUUAAAUCAUGGACACGAUGACACUAUUUUACAUUCUUGUGGAAGUGUAGAUAAUACCGCUGAGAACGACACGUGUGGUGAGCAACCCUACAGAACAAGUUGCCUGAAAGAAAAGGGUCCACCAAGAGCACUUCAAAACUGUCAAAAAAAUUCCCCGCAACAGUUGCAAAGUACUAAUAUUGAUGAAAAUCAGGAUUUGCCUGGCAGUAAUGCACGUGAGCUAUCCAACUUGAAUAUUGGUACAAAUUGCUGCCAGACAAGUUCUCGAAAAGCAAAGCUCUCGGUCACCUUCAACGUGCCUGAAUAUGAUCAGUCGGACACAAACAAUGUUGUUGCUAAUGCUGGGAAGUCAAGUUCUGAAGAAAGGUAUUUAGCAAAUGCCUUGCCAGUUCCAGAGCUUUCAGCCAAAAAAGAUCAAUUUAGAAACAUGAAGACAAAAGGACCUCUGAAGUUUAUGGUAGAACAGAAUACAAAUUCACAGCAUGAAAAAACGCAGAAAAGGCUUACACCUGAUGAAGAAACCGAGAAUGGUGAGGGAGGAAGCAUUCGGUCUGAAAAGAAGAGUACGAAAAGCUUUGAAAACAAUGAACCCGCCAAGAACAAAGCACCCAAACAAACCAAGAAGCCUAAACACUUUUCGUCAUGGAAAGCCAUAAAUUCUAAUAAAAACUUUAGGUCUAAAAAAUGGAAGCGUACACACCCAACUCCAGGUUCUUCAUCCACCAAGGGCAAGAAGGGUGGAGACAAAUUAAAAGGAAUAGCGAUCGAAGAUGACCGCUAUGUACCAAGGGGAUGGAAGCGUGUCAUUGAGCCGCGUCUUACUAGAACAUCCAAAGGAUUGACUGUCAAGACCGAUGUUAAGGCAUGUUCACCAGAUGGAAAAACUCUCAUUUGUCCAAAAAAACUUAAAAAGUAUUUUGAGGGAAAGCUGAUGAAAUUGGAUGAGAAGCUGAACAUGCAUAAAAUAUAUAGAAUGUCUCCCUCAACCAAAAAAAAAGUUAUGGAGAAGAAUUCCCACCUUGUAGAAGUAGUUGAAGCAGAGCGAGACACGUCUCACAACCCUGGUAGCUCCCGAGCCAAGGCUUACAUGCCUCUCAGAUUAACCUUCAAGAAGUCUGCUGAUCUUCCCAUUGGAGGUAAACCACAGACUAACAAUAUGAAUGAAUGCAGUAAAGAUGGAAGGAAAAAUAGCACAAUAAAUAUUAGUAAAAUGUUUAAAAACACUAACAAUUCAAGUUGCCAGGAAGAGUCUAGCAAAUUUAUGAAAGGAAAACACAAGAUGAAUGAAGUGAGGAGAGACAGUGUACAAGACAAAGCUAUGAAAAUUGGCGGAGGUGUAAGUCAUCCUGAAUCCUCACCAGCAGUAAAUGCUGGAUUAUGCUCCGUUGUUAAGCACAAAAUGGUUACUGACUUGAGUAGUGUGGAUCUUGGUUACGAUCCUUAUAUAUUCACCGAAGAAAGCAGUGAUUCUGUUGAUGUGAGAAAUAGUAAGCUGUUAACAACCUCAAGGAAGAGUAUUAAUAGCACAGGAGUCAGCAUUUCAAGGAAUGAAAGGAAGUCAAGUUUUGGGCUUAAGAAUCAAAGCAAAGAAUUAAAUAGCACUGAACCUGUAAUUAAUGAAACAUGUCCUUUAGAGAAAAAUGUUAGUCUUGACAAUGCCCCUUCUGUACCCAUGUUAAUAAAAUGUGUAGUAAAUAAUAGCUCUGACAACACCAAUGAAACAAAAUCACAGCCCUUGGUUUUAGAUGAGAAUCCUCAAAAUUCGGUAUUAGAUUUACUUCAGAUUAAAUGUGGAGAUAAACUUGGUCAAGUGUGUCUCUCACAGAAUCAAAAUUAUACAAAUUUUGAAUUGAAUGGUUUAAGCAUGGCAAAAGGAGCACUUUUACUAAAGGGAACAAAAGCAAUAUCUGAGGAGGAGUGUAAUGUUAAUACUGUUAAAACUCAGUGUAUACCAGAGAGCAUGAAAAUAAAAGAAGGGAAGACCCCGUCUGUAUGCUGUGAAAAAUAUGUCAUGAAGACCCCUGACAAUAAUGACUUUUGGGAUAUGUCUGAAGACACCAGCUGCAUUGCAUCAUGCACUGCUGCACAGGUCUCUAAACGUGUCGAUAAACAAAAACAUGUCUGUGAUGCCUCAGACGAGUUUAAUCGGGAAAACUUUGACCAUACUCCAACAGAUAAUGCCACAGCUGUUGUCAGUGAAGGUUUACCUCGAUGUAACAUAUCUGAGGAUAUUUCUAAAGCUUCGUCAGAGCUUCCCAGAUGUGAGAAUGAUGAACACUCGUCCAGUGUAAUCACCAUCCCUGGAGAUACUGGGGAUAAAAUUCAUAUAGAUGAUCUUGUUACUUCACAGGGUCAGUCCCAAAGAUCAUGUAAUAGUUCACCAAGAUCUCCUCAGCUUAAUAGUCAGGAGACACAAACUACUGAAAGGAUAAACAUAACAGAAGUUAGAGUAUUGAGUAAGGAAGAUGGUGAAAAGUUUGCUUUGAUACCUCUAGCCCCUGAUGCCAAUAGGGAAGAUAUUUUGCUGGAAUUAAGGUAUUACAAGAGGCUGCCACAUCACACGGAUCAUUCCUUCUUAAUUAACUCGCAACUCUUCACAUUGUCUCCACACAAGAGAGCUUUGGCUGCUACGUUGGAAGAGGCUGUGUUAGCCACUCAGUCAUGUGAAGAUAAUUCCCAUUCAUCAGUAAAGAAGCAUAAUAAUGAGAAGUUCCUCAAAACACAAAAAGUAAAGUGGCUCCAUAAUACAAAUAAUGUUACAAAACCAUUAUGCCCAAAGAGUCUGAUAAAGGAAUUUUUCAGUGAGGCAAGAGUAAAGCGGGCCCAGGGAAAUGAAGACAUACAAAUUAAAAAUAAUUGUAUAAAAAAAAUUAAUCGUGGCAAACAGAAUUUGAAAGGCAGUGAAGCGAAGCAGAAUAGGAUGGCGGUGAAUAGGGUAACUUCACGUGGCAGUGUAAUGGAGCUUGACGGUAAAAAAAUGAACGACGAGGUUGUCACCCCAGUGCAGACGUGUUCAAGUGAUCAGCGUAUAGUAAAUAAUUUUUCGCAAGAUGGCACUCAGAAUAGUGAUGACGUGAAUUGUUUUGCAGCUUUUGAUGCUUCUGUGAGUUGUAGCGACACUUCUGAACUAAUUGAAAAUAAUAGUCUCUCUGGAAGCAUCUGUUCUGAAGGUCAUCAGAUAAUAAGAUCGAAAACAAUUCAGCAUAACAUGAUGAAAUCCAGUAAAUUGGCAUCUUGCCUGGGAAUUCAUCUGUGUCAACUCAGGGCAACCUUAAGAGUGUCUUGCACAGAAAACGAGUGCAGUCGUCCUGCUGUUCCAUCCCCAAGAUCACGUUUGUGCCAUCACCAUAAGCACAAUUCCAAGCGAACCAUACAAUCUCUUGUGAGCCCAACUUUAUUUGAAAUGUCAUGCCCACUUUGUCAGUUAACAUUUCAUGAUCUAAGACCUUGUUCCUAUCAUCCUGACAUACUAAGUAAUGCACGCAUGAACUGCUUCAACCCAGACUCACCACUAGAAGCCUUGGCUGAGAAACUGGAAACAGAAUACUGGGAGUAUGUGGGUAUCAUAUCUUCAGUCUUCCCUAGCAAAACAUCUGUAGCUCUUCCAUCGCCUUAUGAGUCAGGUUCUACCUGUGCUGUUCAUGGGGUUACACAAGACAUAGAUCUAGAGGCCUUUUGUUCUCAGGCGUCUCAGUGUAGUAGUCUUGGUAAUAACCGUAGGUAUUCAUCUUCUCCGGGUAGUAGAGCAGACUCUCAUGACUCGCAUGACUCGUGCUAGAGUGCUCAGCAAGCUGGUGCUUGUCUUUAAUGAACUAAUAAUUAUUAGGGAUUGUAAUUUUAGUUCAUUUCCAUCAAGCUCUUAAUGGAAAGGUUUCAGUAUCACUUCAGAAAAAUCCAAGGCUACUUCAAGCCAGUUGUGUAUGAAGGCAGAAUGGCAGAAAAUUGUUUCCAUUUUCUUUUCAAUCAGAGCAGAAAUAUAUAGUCUAAAAAGUUCACCAAAAUCCAAUUAUUUCAUCUGAAAAAAUUUCAGACUAAUAUUUACUUGCUGGUAAUACCAAACUUGGGCAGGUAAAAUCUAGUUUCGCACCAUGGGCAUCCCCUUACCAUUGACACAGAAGCCAUGAAGUUAUUGCAACUAAAUGUAAUUCACACCCAUGAUCAUCUCUUGCUGGGUGACCCUGCCCAUUAUUCACUGUCAAGCAUGUUCUCAAAGCCUGUACAGUAUGAGAGGUACUUCAAAAUGUGAGAGAGAGAUGAGCUCCUUGGUUCCUUCCUGCCAUAUUACUGAAUUAAGAUAAGAACAUCAGCUGUUUAAUUCAUUGACUUAAGGAUAUCAAGUAUUUUCAUCACCUUAUCACCUUCAAUACCACCUUGAACUUGCAUAUUCCAUGAUUAACAGUCCUUGACUUUCCGUGUCACUUAGACGGUAACAAGGUCCUCCCGGUACCAGUACUAGGCUUCAAACCUGCACUCGAUCAUGCCUCUUUAUCUUAUGUACUUGUCGGUACUGUAUCCAGAAGCCUGAAGCUGGUGAAGCAUCCUGAUAUUUUCUUUUGACAAGUUUUUUCGUGAUCAUUAUAAAUUUUAACACAGCCUUAGUUUUAAUGCUUUUUGAUAGAGAAAUGUAUAGUCAGUGGUGCAGUAGAGGUAAAUAGAAAAAGUUAGUGAACAGUAAUAUACGAUGAAGCAACUUAUGGAUAGAAAAGUUUGUUAAAACAAAAAACUUGUUUUCUUCAUAUAAAAUAGUAAGAAGUGAUCAAUGGAAUAUAGAGUGGCUUUCUUUAUCAUUGGUGCAAUAUAAAAAUAAUUUAAGAUUUGCCAGUCAUUUACACGGUAAGAAAUGAUAUUCAUAUAUAUUCUUAAUGUAAUGCAACAUUUUGCUAUGUUAAGCGUUUCUUAAAAAAAGAAAAAGUGACAUUGUUAUAAAGAUAAUUUGACAAACUCACUAAGAGUAUAGACCCGUACAGUUCUAUAUACAGUAUGUUUACAUACAAUGACUUCAGAGAUUAACUCUAACAUUGUAAUAUUUCUCUAUGAAUUGUCAUUGUGUGUGUGCCAUUGGGGUAUUGUUUACACUAAUGUAAUUACACUAUGUAAUGUGACAAAUACACAGCGUGAAAGAGAACAGUGGAAGGUGUUGUGAAUGCUUGGAGCUAGUGAAAUGCUGUUUAAGUUAGAUAUACUGUAUUGUGGUGAGUUUUUAGGGUAUCAGAUUUCAGUUGUAAGAGUUAAGGAUGUAAUGGGUAACUGACUUAAUAUUGAUGGAGGAUUAGGUACACAUUUUGUAAUGUUCAAAUGGGUUCCUCUGAAUAUGGGUUUAAGUGUUAGGUCAAAGAGUAUUAUAGAAAAGGAUGAGACCUUAGCAUUGGUAUAGAUGGAGUUUAUAAAGGAUCAAGGGUUUAAUAGGAUAAUUUAAAAUUCUAUUGAUUUGUGUAAGUGUAUGUGUGAAAUCAGGGUAAUGGAGAAGUGCUAGUCGUUAAAUGAUAUGCCUACAGGGUGCAGAUGUUCCCUUCUAUACUGAAAGGAAAUGCUGGUGUGGCACAAUUUUAAAGAAGCAUUCGAACAGUUGAAAUGGAAAAUAUAGAAUAAGGAGAUAGUUACAAUAACAUGGCUGAAAAAUGUUGACCAAACCACACACUAGAAAGUGAAGUCCCUUUCACUUUCUAGUGUGUGGUUUGGUCAACAUAUAGAAUAAGGAAUGAGAAUGUUCAUGAAAGAUGUGGGAUGUAGUGCGGCUGAUACAUUGUUGUGGAAGCUUUUUUUUUGUGUUGUGGUGGUGGUCCCAUUUUUAUGGUGGUGAUACCUGGUGUGUUGAAAGUAAUAUGAAACAUAUUACUUUCUACUAGAAAGUAAUGUUUACCCGAGAGCCACUAACAGUAGUGGCCUCGAUGAAGACAGUAAGCCAGCGGCUUGUCGAAGGUCCCCCUAAUUUACCUUGAUGAUCUUUUCCAGCUGUACUUUAAAACCCAAUAGAGUUUUGGCAUUAAUGGCUUUGGCGGGUAGGUGGUUCCAUAGGUUAAUAACCUUGUGGCUAAAAAAAAGCAUCUCCUGUUUUCAGUCCUAAAGUCCUAUACAUCUAAUGUGUAGAUGUAGAAAGUAAUAUGAAACAUGACAAGAACACUUGUGAUCCUGUGAAGUGUCUUUAACCGUCUUCUCCUACGAUACAGUUCCAUCUCCUGAGAACAGGAGAUGUUUUUCACCCACAGGGUUAUUAACCCAUGUAACUGCUUACCUGUCGAAGCUGUAACUGCCAAAACGAGUGUUGAGUUUUAAAAUAUACUGUACCUAGAAAAGAUCAAGGCAAAUGGGGGGGACCUCCGACAAACUGCCGGCUUCUUGUCCUCAUCGAGGUCACUAGGGUUGGUGGCCCUCAGGUAAAUCAGUUAAAUCUCUGACCGAGUGACUCCACCCCAUGUGAAAAUAAGUUUUUAGUUAAGUUCAUUUAUUAUGCAGCCCCCAUACCCAUCCUGUGGAAAUAAGAAAUGAGUAAUGUUGAUUUUUAUUCACACAAUUGAUGUACUUUAUCAUAAAUUAUACACUCAUGAAUUUGGUCAUUGGCAAUUUUAGUACAGUAUUACAUUUUAUCAGCUGUUAACCCUUUUUAUGUCUGCAAAUAUUUUAGUGAACUACAGUGUGUACUUGUCUUGAAUCUAGAGAGACUAUGUUACAGGUACUUAGAAAUUUUGUAGGGAGUUAAUCAGAUAAGAAUUUUGAAUUAUAACCAUUGGACAUGAAUGUUAUAUCUGGUGUUUAAAUAUUGCAACAUAUAGCAACAUUUAACAUCAGAUACAGUACAGUUAAAAUUGUGAAUGUAUUGUAGCCUUGAGCUGAGGGAAUGUUGGGUUAUUAUUCACUCUACUCGCAUCUUUAUUAGCCAUGACUGCAAGCUGUGAUCUAGACAUGCAUGCUGACGGUAAGCUCUUUGAUGACGUUUUUGUUUCAAUUCAAAUUACAGUAUUUUAUUUCAUUACAUUAUUGAAUUAAUAGUUGUACAUAUUGAACAUUUUGUGUAGAAUUUGAAGUUUUUCUGCAAUGCAGUUGAUUUACCUGAAAUUUAAUGUCCAUAGUGACAUGCUAUACGGGUGGCUUGAAGUCAUUUUAUUGCAGGUUGCACAAAGUGCUUAAUGUCGGCAAUUACAGUUGCCGUGCUGGUGUUUGUCAGCGGCACUGAUGUUCUGCACUUGGUAUGCUUGAAGAUUGUAGACUUUGGUUUGUUUCAACUAUCUAGGUUUACUGUGUGAAUUUUGUGGUUGCUGUAUAAUCUUUUAUCUGUUUUUGACAUUCUUAUUACACUGUUGUGAUAACACAUAUUGACUGCACAAGUCAUGCACUUGUUUGGACAUUCCAUUAUAUAGUGUCAUGAACUUAUUUUGACUUUCCAUAUUACAUAAGAAUACACGAAUUUGUAGGCAGCCUGUUGGCCCCAUACAAGGUAGCUAAUAUAAAUAGCCCACCAAUCUUGCUCAAAUUGUACAUAGGUCAAACCUAAACGUGAAACAAUCCAGAGAUCCCAUGUGUAUUAUGUUACAUGGUAAUUUGUUCCAUAAUUUAGUGUUGUCGCAUACACUUUUAUUUAUAUAGUUUCUAUACUACAAUAUUGUCAUGUGCUCUAUUUUGUGUGACUCUUGAACUGAUGUAGUUUAAACUCAGUUAAUGUAUCGCUUAUAAUUUAACUUUUUUUUUUUUUCCCCAGAAUGUCAAAUUAACCGUAAUUAAUUUUUUAAGAAUAAUUUGGCUGGUUAAAGCAAGUUAGAAAGUCAGGUUUCUUUUAUUUAUGAUUAUAAGUAUAUGUUGCAGUACUGUUACUACAAGAGAUGUGUGCUAGAUGUGUUAAGGUAGAAAUCUCUGUGAAGACUUUUAACACAUGUUUUUUAUUGGUGCUAGGCAUAUAGUUCACUGCUGAAAUGAAAUCUUUGAUGUGAAUGAAAGCUCAAAUGACUCACAUUGACUAGAUUUUUCACUUUGACUAAAAUAUAUAUAUACAGUAUACAGAUAAAGUAUUCAUAUAUGCAUUUAUAAAUAGCUACUAAAGAUUUACACUGUAGAUGAAAGAUUUUUUUUUAAUACAUUUAAUCAUAUUUACACAAUUUGAUUGUCUUACUAUGUAAACAAUAUGUAUGUAGUUAGGUUACUUUAAGCAAAAAAAUAUGUACAUGUGCUUGAGAUGACUGAUUUCUUAUUUUUGUAAUUUUUUGCCAAUUUAUGAAUUAUUUGCAAUUACUAUUAUUUUGUUACUUUUUCCUGCUUUUAAUUUUUCUCCUUCCAUUUUAUUUUAUCUCUGGCUUCUCUCUCUUGUUCUUAUUUCAGCUUCCUCCUGUUCCUGAUUACCUACCUACCUACUUACCUACCUCCUCCUCCUCCCUUUACCUACCUCCUCCUCUUCCUCCCUUACCCUACCACCACCACCACCUCCCU